Messenger RNA from Xylona heveae TC161, 1009 nucleotides. Its product is annotated as B-cell receptor-associated protein 31-like-containing protein. The record is from RefSeq and is a predicted model, not a curated record. Lineage: Eukaryota; Fungi; Ascomycota; Xylonomycetes; Xylonales; Xylonaceae. The transcript is spliced from 5 exons. Gene Ontology annotation, biological process: endoplasmic reticulum to Golgi vesicle-mediated transport; intracellular protein transport. Gene Ontology annotation, cellular component: endoplasmic reticulum membrane; endoplasmic reticulum. Bases 230 to 832 code for a protein of 200 amino acids.
CAACUUCUUCCCGCUUGUGCUCUUCACACUUCGUCCACGCUCUCCUGAAACACAUUUUCACCUUUGUUACAAAUUGAUAUUUUUCAAGGGUCUUGCAAGUCUAAGCUUCUCGACUGUUUCUCCUCCCGUCGUGUGCUCUUGACACGAGAAUUCCAGAGCUAUAGCUUGAAAAAGAUAGCACAAAAUGACGCUCUAUUACAGUCUUGUGUUUCUCCUCCUUGUGUCGGAGAUGGCCAUCUUUAUGAUGCUCAUCGUCCCGCUGCCAUUUACCUGGAGGAGGAAGCUGUUUACAUUCAUCUCCGAAAGUCCAAUAAUAGCAAAACUACAAUAUGGAAUGAAGAUUACAUUUAUUUUCAUUCUCAUUCUAUUCAUUGACAGCGUGAACCGGGUUUAUCGCGUGCAACUCGAACUCGCUGCCGCCUCCAAGGACAACAGUCAAGCUGGUAGAGCGGCAGUACUUGGCUCGGAGAGAAUGGAAGUCCAGGCCCGAAAGUUUUAUUCCCAGCGCAACAUGUAUCUGUGUGGUUUCACCCUCUUCCUCUCGCUUAUUCUUAACCGCACCUAUGUCAUGAUCUUGGACGUGCUGCGUUUGGAAGAGGAAGUCAAGCGUCUCAAGAGUGACCCUUCUGCCAAGGGCAAGGACUCGGCUUCUCUCGCCAACGCCGGCAAUGCAGGCGAAGUUGGCAAGCUCAAGCAGUUGCUUGCCGAGAAGGAGCGCGACAUUGAGACCCUGAAGAAGCAAAGCGAGGGACUGAGCCGUGAGUACGGCGAGUUGAGCGAUCGGUACGGAAAGUUGGAGAAGGCCGACCCCACUCCCAAGAAGGACAGGUAGAGAAAGCAGCGAUUUUCUGAGACGGGAAAAGAGAGAGAGGGAGAGAGAGAGCGAAAGAGACGUAAACACGGAGAAAAAAAAGGGGCGAGCUGAUAUGCGCUUAUUUCCUAGCACCAAGGAACCGUAGAGCCAGGGGGUCACUUUUGUUUCCUUCCCCGCACCUUUUUUUUUUCCUUU